AUGAGAAAUAGCGAAGACAAAAAAAAAACAGGAAGGAAUAGUCAUGCGGCCUUUUCCAAAAUGUUCUUAAUUUUGUUCAUUGAUGAAUUAAUGUUUGCUGUUGAGAUAUUCGCUCUCUGCUUUCUUUUUUUUCCUUGGGUUUUAGGAAAAGCCAUCGUGAUUCUGUUGUGGGAAGUACUUCUGCGUUUCUUUUUUCUGGCAGUUUCUCUUGCACCUGCUGGGUAUUUAGGACCAUUUGGGGGGUAUGAAGACGAGUCUGGACCACCAGCUCAACCCGUCAUCAUCAAGACCGUCUUUGUUGCGUUGCCUUCUCCUGCGUCUUUUUCGGCAGUUGAUGUCAAUCCUUUCCCUCGUUCUUCUCCUGUUCCUCCUCCUGCUCGUCGUCCCACGACGAUUCUUGAGACGCUUCGUUGUUCUUUUCCUGGUUGUUCGUGCUUUCUUGGUGCGCCAUGUUUUAGUUUGGCUAAAGACCCAAUUAUUCUUUGUCCUUCUUCCGCUUCGCCUGUCCUUUUUGGCUGUGAGGCCAUAACGAAAGCUUGGCUUCUUGCCAAUUCUCCCUUGCCUUCUUCUUCGUCUGGUGCUGCUGGUUCUUUGGUGUUUGGCUCUCCUGCUGUCCCCUUUUUGGAGGAAAUGGAUGUUUGCUUGCCUUCCCCUUUGGUGUCUGUGGCACCUUGUGUGUCAAUUCCUGGCUCUGGCUCGGCUGUUUCUUCUGCUGCUGAGGUGUCUUCUUCUCUUUCUCCCGCUCGUGUGAUUGCGGCGCCUAAAGGCGUUCGUUCUCACCGAGUUAGGGAGGAUGCUGACCUGAAGACCCUCUCAGCCACCCCCAUGCAAAAAGGGGAUAAGGGAUUAAAACGUCUUUCUGGUUUUGGUGACAGACAAGAUGGAAAAUAA
This is a messenger RNA of Mucor mucedo, 891 nucleotides long. RefSeq lists its product as uncharacterized. Bases 1 to 891 code for a protein of 296 amino acids. Lineage: Eukaryota; Fungi; Mucoromycota; Mucoromycetes; Mucorales; Mucoraceae. The record is from RefSeq and is a predicted model, not a curated record. The transcript is spliced from 4 exons.